AUGCGGCUCUGGAGUUGGGUGCUGCGCCUGGGGCUGCUGAGCGCCGCGCUGGGCUGCGGGCUGGCCGAGCGCUCCCGCCGGGCCCGGAGAGACCCGCGGGCCAGCCGCCCCCCGCGCCCCGCUGCCGGCCCGGCCACCUGCGCCACCCGGGCGGCCCGUGGCCGCCGCGCCUCGCCGCCGCCUCCGCCGCCGGGCGGUGCCUGGGAAGCCGUGCGCGUCCCCCGGCGGCGGCAGCAGCGGGAGGCGAGGGGCGCCGCCGAGGAGCCGAGCCCGCCGAGCCGGGCGCUCUAUUUCAGCGGGCGAGGCGAGCAGCUGCGCCUGCGGGCCGACCUCGAGCUGCCCCGGGACGCGUUCACGCUGCAAGUGUGGCUGCGAGCGGAGGGGGGCCAGAGAUCUCCAGCAGUGAUCACAGGGCUGUAUGACAAGUGCUCUUAUACCUCACGUGACCGAGGAUGGGUCGUGGGCAUUCACACCAUCAGUGACCAAGGCAACAGAGACCCACGCUACUUUUUCUCCUUGAAGACAGACCGGGCCCGACAAGUGACCACCAUCAAUGCCCACCAAAGCUACCUCCCUGGCCAGUGGGUAUUCCUAGCUGCCACCUACGACGGGCAGCAGAUGAAGCUCUAUGUGAAUGGUGCCCAGGUGGCAACCUCUGGGGAUCAGGUGGGUGGCAUAUUCAGCCCAUUGACCCAGAAGUGUAAAGUACUUAUGUUGGGGGGCAGCACCCUGAAUCACAACUACCGGGGCUACAUUGAGCGCUUCAGUCUGUGGAAGGUAGCCAGGACCCAGCGGGAAGUCCUGUUGGACAUGGAAACCCAUGGCCUCCACACGCCUCUACCUCAGCUCCUCCUACAGGAGAACUGGGACAAUGUGAAGCGCACCUGGUCCCCCAUGAAGGAUGGCCACAGCCCCCAGGUGGAGUUCAGCGGCGCCCACAGCUUCCUGCUGGACACCAGUUUGGAGCCCCCUCUGUGCGGGCAGACUUUGUGCGACAACGCGCAAGUCAUCGCCAGCUACAACCAGCUGCCGCGCUUCCGCCGGCCCAAGGUGGUGCGCUACCGCGUGGUCAACCUCCACGACGACAGCCACGAGAACCCCACGGUGAGCCGCCAGCAGAUCGAGCUCCAGCACCAGCAGUUGGCCGAGGCCUUCCAGCCCUACAACAUCUCCUGGGAGCUGGAGGUGCUGGAGGUGAGCAACUCCUCCCUGCGCCGCCGCCUCAUCCUGGCCAACUGUGACAUCAGCAAGAUCGGGGACGAGAACUGUGACCCCGAAUGCAACCACACACUGACCGGACAUGAUGGCGGGGACUGCCGCCACUUGCGCCACCCUGCCUUCAUGAAGAAGCAGCAGAACGGGGUGUGUGACAUGGACUGUAACUAUGAACGGUUCAACUUCGACGGCGGGGAGUGCUGUGACCCCGACAUCACGGAUGUCACCCAGACCUGCUUCGAUCCUGACUCUCCACACAGAGCGUACUUGGAUGUUAAUGAACUGAAGAACAUUCUUAGACUGGAUGGAACUACACACCUCAAUAUCUUCUUUGCAAACUCCUCGGAGGAGGAAUUGGCAGGAGUAGCCACUUGGCCAUGGGACAAGGAGGCCCUAAUGCCCUUAGGUGGCAUCGUCCUGAACCCAUCUGUCUAUGGCAUUCCUGGGCACACCCACACCAUGAUCCACGAGAUCGGGCACAGCCUGGGCCUCUAUCACAUCUUCCGAGGCAUCUCAGAAAUCCAGUCUUGCAGUGACCCCUGCAUGGAGACCGAGCCCUCCUUUGAGACCGGAGACCUCUGCAGUGACACCAACCCAGCCCCCAAAUACAAGUUCUGUGGUGACCCAGGGCCAGGAAAUGACACCUGUGGCUUUCAUAGCUUCUUCGACACUCCUUACAACAACUUCAUGAGCUAUGCAGACGACGACUGCACCGACUCCUUCACGCCCAAUCAAGUCGCCAGAAUGCACUGCUACCUGGACCUGGUGUACCAGGGCUGGCAGCCCUCCAAGAAGCCGGCGCCGGUCGCCCUGGCUCCCCAGAUUGUGGGCCACACGACUGACUCCGUGACGCUGGAGUGGUUUCCACCCAUCGAUGGCCACUUCUUUGAAAGAGAAUUGGGAUCAGCAUGUGACCUUUGCCUGGAAGGGAGGAUCCUGGUGCAGUAUGCCUUCAACGCCUCCUCCCCGAUGCCUUGUGGCCCAUCCGGACACUGGAGUCCCCGGGAAGCAGAAGGCCAUCCAGAUGUUGAACAGCCCUGUAAAUCCAGUGUCCGCACCUGGAGCCCAAAUUCAGCUGUCAACCCACACACGGUCCCGCCAGCCUGCCCUGAGCCACAAGGCUGCUACCUUGAAUUGGAAUUCCACUAUCCAUUGGUUCCCGAGUCUCUGACGGUCUGGGUGACCUUUGUCUCCACUGACUGGGACUCUAGUGGGGCUGUCAAUGACAUCAAACUGUUGACUACAAUGGGGAAGAACAUCUCCCUGGGCCCUCAGAACGUAUUCUGCGAUGUUCCACUGACCAUCAAACUCCGGGAUGUGGGCGAGGAGGUGUAUGGCAUUCAGAUCUACACGUUGGAUGAGCACCUGGAGAUUGAUGCUGCCAUGUUGACCUCCAUUGCAGACAGCCCACUCUGCCUAGCGUGUAAGCCCCUGCAAUACAAAGUGGUCCGGGAUCCUCCUCUCCAGGUGGACGUGGCCUCCAUCCUGCAUCUUAAUAGAAGAUUCACAGACAUGGACCUCAGUCUUGGCAGUGUGUACCAGUACCGGGUCAUCACCAUUUCCGGAAGUGAGGAAGGCGAGCCAUCGCCUGCUGCUGUAUACACCCAUGGAAGUGGAUACUGUGGCGACGGCAUCAUCCAGAAAGGCCAAGGUGAAGAAUGCGAUGACAUGAAUAAGAUCAAUGGUGAUGGCUGCUCCCUGUUCUGCCAACAGGAAGUUUCCUUCAAUUGCAUUGAUGAACCCAGCCGGUGCUAUUUCCAUGAUGGUGACGGGGUAUGUGAGGAGUUUGAACAAAAAACCAGCAUCAAGGACUGUGGUGUCUACACACCCCAGGGGUUCCUGGAUCAGUGGGCAUCCAAUGCUUCAGUUUCCCAUCAAGACCAGCAAUGCCCAGGCUGGGUCAUCAUUGGCCAGCCAGCAGCAUCCCAGGUGUGUCGGACCAAGGUGAUUGAUCUCAGUGAAGGCAUCUCCCAGCACGCCUGGUAUCCUUGCACCAUCAGCUACCCCUACUCCCAGCUGACCCAGACCACGUUCUGGCUCCGGGCAUACUUUUCUCAGCCAAUGGUUGCUGCAGCUGUCAUUGUCCACCUGGUGACCGAUGGGACCUACUAUGGGGACCAAAAGCAGGAAACCAUCAGCGUCCAGCUGCUUGACACCAAAGAGCAGAGCCACGAUCUAGGCCUCCACGUCCUGAGCUGCAGGAACAAUCCCCUGAUUAUCCCUGUGGUCCAUGACCUCAGCCAGCCCUUCUACCACAGCCAGGCGGUGCGAGUGAGCUUCAGCUCACCCCUGCUCGCCAUCUCGGGGGUGGCCCUCCGCUCCUUCGACGGCUUUGACCCCGUCACCCUGAGCAGCUGCCAGAGAGGGGAGACCUACAGCUCUGCCGAGCAGAGCUGUGUGCACUUCGCAUGUGAGGCCACCGACUGUCCGGAGCUGGCCGUGGAGAACGCCUCUCUCAACUGCUCCAGCAGCGAUCGCUAUCACGGUGCCCAGUGCACUGUGAGCUGCCGGACGGGCUACAUGCUCCAGAUACGGAGGGACGACGAGCUGAUCAAGAGCCAGACGAGACCCAGCGUCACAGUGACUUGCACCGAGGGCAAGUGGAACAAGCAGGUGGCGUGUGAGCCCGUGGACUGUGGCGUCCCGGACCAACAUCACGUCUACGCUGCCUCCUUCUCCUGCCUCGAGGGCACCACCUUUGGCAGCAAAUGCUCCUUCCAGUGUCGCCACCCAGCGCAAUUGAAAGGCAACAACAGCCUCCUGACCUGUAUGGAGGAUGGGCUGUGGUCCUUCCCGGAGGCCCUGUGCGAGCUCAUGUGUCUGGCUCCACCCUCGGUGCCCAAUGCAGACCUGCAGACCGCCAGGUGCCGAGAGAACAAACACAAGGUGGGCUCUUUCUGCAAGUACAAGUGCAAGCCUGGAUACCACGUGCCCGGCGCCUCUCGGAAGUCAAAGAAACGCGCCUUCAAGACUCAGUGCACCCAAGAUGGCAGCUGGCAGGAGGGAGCCUGUGUUCCUGUGACAUGUGACCCGCCUCCGCCAAAGUUCCAUGGGCUCUACCAGUGCACAGAUGGCUUCCAGUUCAACAGCGAGUGUAGGGUCAAGUGUGAAGACAGUGAUGCCGCCCAGGGCCGGGGGAGCAACGUCAUCCACUGCCGGAAAGAUGGAACCUGGAGCGGCUCCUUCCACCUCUGCCAGGAGAUGCAAGGCCAGUGCUCGGCCCCGAACCAGCUCAACAGCAACCUCAAACUGCAGUGUCCUGAAGGCUACGCCAUAGGGUCCGAGUGUGCCACCUCCUGCCUGGACCACAACAGCGAGCCCAUUAUCCUGCCCACGAACGUGACCGUCCGUGACAUCCCUCACUGGCUGAACCCCACGCGGGUGCAGAGAAUCGUCUGCACGGCUGGCCUCAAGUGGUACCCUCACCCUGCUGUGAUCCACUGUGUCAAAGGCUGUGAGCCCUUCAUGGGAGACAAUUACUGUGAUGCCAUCAACAACAGAGCCUUCUGCAACUACGAUGGUGGGGACUGCUGCACGUCCACGGUGAAGACCAAAAAGGUCACCCCCUUCCCCAUGUCCUGUGACCUACAAGGUGACUGUGCUUGUCGGGACCCCCAGGCCCGAGAGCACAGCCGGAAAGACCUCCGGGGAUACAGCCACGGCUAAGGAAGGACAAGGAGUUAAGAAUUCCCACGCCAGGACCCGCAUCCCUUUGGUAUUGAUUUCACAGUCAGCUGCUCCACGGAAUGGCCUCUCCACACCAGGGAUCCUUAGCAUCCAACCGGUCUGCCUUUAAUUUCACCCAGGAAGGACUCAUAGUGGGGGCGCACGAAGCAAGUCUCACCAUGUUGAGUAAUGGCAUGGAAUCCCACCCCACAAUCUUAGAUGGAUCACAUGCACAGCAUGCAGUCCCAGAGCCUCCUAAAACUCUAACCAUUUGUCACACGACCGCAGCGAGAAACAUGCUCUGUGCCCAGGAGUGUGCACAUCUGUGGUUAGUACACAUGCAUGCAUACACACCCAUACAAACAUCU
This is a messenger RNA of Eptesicus fuscus (big brown bat), 5249 nucleotides long. It is a transcript of the gene PAPPA, whose product is annotated as pappalysin 1. Gene Ontology annotation, molecular function: metallopeptidase activity. The record is from RefSeq and is a predicted model, not a curated record. The transcript has 22 exons. Lineage: Eukaryota; Metazoa; Chordata; Mammalia; Chiroptera; Vespertilionidae. The coding region runs from base 1 to 4881 and encodes 1626 amino acids.